CAACUCAUUUUACUUCUGAAUGUUGCUCAUGGAUUCUAAAGGUUGGGGAUCCCUGACGUAACGGCUCAGCUGUGCCAUGCGCAUACCUGGCUGCACUUUGAGGCGGAUAAUCCAGCCACAUUACUUGAAGCGUUGUACUUUGAUUCAAUAGAAGGUCUUAAAAAUGCUCUGUAUAGACCAAGGAAACAUAUAAAGCCUCUAAUUCCAGUGUUAGCGGCCACAAAGAAAGCAUGGGAUCAGACACAGAAGAUAGUGGACCCCCACUCGAAUGAUAUAUCACCAGAGUCCCCCUUAUAGUUUAACAGCUCACUGCCACACUUCCAAAAUCUACCAAUUUUGUCGCUAUGGGCAGGUACAGCAGUUAAGAGGCUCAAAUAUCUGCUACAGGAAGGUACCUUUAUGACAAGACCACAGAUGGUGUCAAAUGAAGAGUUAGCACAUACACCCCUAUAUGCAUAUUUUCAGAUUCACCAUGCCUUUCAGAUGCAAUUCCAAAGUAGGCCACAGAAUAUACAACAAUCUUCACUUGAAAAAUCUCUACUAAACCCAUCUAAACAGAAAUUAAUGUACAUGUACAAGGUACUAUUAGGCAAUAUUUAUGACCCUCUCCCACGGGUGAAACUUAAAUGGGAAGCUAUUACACCUCCCUUGGGUGAGGAGGAGUGGGAAGAGGUAGCAGACACUAUGCAGGGACCUCUGGUUAGUGCAAGGGAUAGGCUAGGGCACUUCAAAAUUUAAUGUGGGAAUGUCAAGAUAUACAGGGUUUCUGGUCACAAAUCAUAGCCUUUAUGGCAGAGGAGUUAUCUCUUCCAAGAAUCUUAGAUCCCAGAGUGUGCCUAUUGGGCUUUGUACAUUCAGUGGCCCCUUUGAAUUGUACUAGGACUUUGCUAAGACUUCUUUUAUCUUAUGGGAAAAAGACAAUAGCCAUGCACUGGAUGAACGCUCUGCCACCUACCAUCCACCAGUGGAAGAACAUGGUUAAUACACAAUUGGAGUUGUACAAAUUGACUAACCUGUCCAGAGGAGCAUUGGACAAAUUUCAUAAAGUUUGGGAUCCGUGGACAUCAUCUUUAGCAACAAACUAGGCGCUGUUUUUGCCUUUUUUGUUUUAUCUAAAUAAAUAAAAAGAUACAAAAUAUCAGAAAAUAGAAAUCAGAUAAAAACAACAAAAGAGAAAGUAAGCAGAAUUUGCACUUGCACAUUUUUUAUCUACUGUAUAGCUGGUUUCUCCUGAAAAUACCUUUACCUUAACUAAUUCAGAUUGCAGCAUAGAAAGCACUUUAUUUGCUUCCAUGAUAAUUGCUGAAAAAUUUGGAAAAUGGUAAUUUAGGAGAUUUGUCACCCACAGUAGCAAUGACAGGCAAGAAGUCUCUUGUGCCACAACAAUGUGCUUGUGCCAGUAUACACUGUCUUUCACUGUGCAUAAUGUCCUUGACAUACCAGUAGCCAUUGUCUUACACUGCACAUAAUACGCUUGGUGUGUCAGUGCCCAUUGCCAUGGGGACCACAUUGUGCCAUGAAACGUUGGGGACCAAAGUAACAAGAUAAAGUGACAGAGAGUUAAACAGGCAGGGUUACAGCAGCAGUAGCAUGAAGAGAAGCAGAGGCAGGCACUACUUUCUCACCCAACCCUGGAACCCCAUGUCAGCCACCAACACUGGGGGGGGCAACCAAAAUGGUUCCCAUUGGACCCCACCGUUGUUAAGACUGGCCCUGGAUACAUAGUCUUACAUUUUUCAACAUUAAAUCUCAUCUGCCAUCCUGUUGCAAGGGUGUCACAUCCUGGAUAAAUUGUAUAGUUAGUUUUGUCAUCUGCAAAAACUGAUACAUUACUUACAAUGCCCUAAGUCAUUAAAGUACACUUUUUUGUUGCACUUUGUCAAAAGCUUUGUCAAAAAUGGCACAAGUCAGCCCUGUCCUUAACACCUGCCAUGCUGCACAGAGCAAAAGGGCCUGCAGCAAUUUGAAAACAGCAGAAAGCAGUGUACAAAGUGAGUGUGGACUUUGCACACUGUGUUCUGAUAUGUAAAUGACCUCUGUUGUGUUUCCCUGUGCAUUGCUCUAGAAUGAAGACAUUAAAUGCCUGAUGAAGGUAGACAUCUUCUUUGCUGCAUGCCAACCUUAUGCAUAUAAGGAGCAGCAAAGGAUGUGUAUAACAAUAUUUUGUCCUUGCAUGCCUGAAGGAUAGUGCCCAGAGCAAAACUAAGCAAUGACCAAUUAUAAAUUCUUAGCUAGUAAUGAAGAUUGAUCUUAAAUAAAAUGCUGUAUGAGCAUUACAUAGCAUGAGUAGAAAAAAACUUCCAUUUGGGAGUUAGUGAGUUAGACCCAAGACUGCUGUAGGUAGAAAUUUACUCAUUAGUGAAGGAAAACCAACAUGGCUAAAUAGGAAUUCCAUAUUCAACAAGAGAGGAAUACACUUAAUUUGGCUGCAGGUUUGACUGUGGCAAACUCUAGUUUUACCAUUUGAUAAGUAUGUCCCGUUUUCCUUUCAUUAGAUCACCAGAUCUAGGGUGGGUAGCAGAGAUUUUAAUAAAGUUUAGAAGUAUGACUUUUGAUGCAGAGUCAAGUGAAAUAAUACCAAAGAAUUCUUUGUGAUUCAUUAAGUAAAGUCACCAAUAAAUACAUGUUGCCAAAAUUACUGUCAGCAUGACAUUUGCAGUCAGAGGGGGGGGGGCUAAAUUCCUUUUUCUUAGCUGUAUAAAUUCCAGUGAUACUGACUAACUUUAAUUUCCAUGUUUGACGUCUUUUUCAGAUCUUGGCAUUGUCUAUAAACAAUGUCAGUUUCAGAAAUUCAUUUUUCCUUCCCUCUAAAAUAUAAAUAAACAUGAGCAAAAAAAAAAAAAAAAGAAAUUAGAACAAGAAAAAAAUGAAAUUGGUAUAGUGAUUUAUUGCCUGUGAAACAGAAGUAAGAACAUGAGCAAUUGUGGUUCAGUGAUUCACACAUUGGCUUUCACUCCCGUAAAUCCUCCCAUGCAUUCUUUAUAAUAAGCUAUCACUCUUUAUGAAUCAAAAGGAGAAGACAAGAGAUUUACGGAUAAAGAUGUGGAAGUGAGAGUCACUGAACCAUAAUUAAUGCUUUAAACAUAAACCAAAUUCAGAACCUGAAUGAUUUUAGCUUCAGGUGUACGUGGCACUGGGGCAAUAUUUAUGGUGUCAUAUUAUACUCGAAAGUACUCAUUAGAAAUAGACAGAAAAUUUAAGACAGAAAGCAUGACCUUGAGUUAACUUCUGAAAACGGACAAUAGCUAAUAUAUUUUUUACAGACAGUUAUUUUUUCUAUCCCUAAACAAAUUCACACUUCAUGUACAAUGGCCACAUGUUAGUUAAUGUCAACUCCAUGAUGGGAUAUAUAAAUUAAUAACCAUAUUGUCACCACCAUGUAGAAACAUUUCUGCUACUUUAGUGCUGGAAGUUGUCUUUCUAGAUUUGCAGCAAACUGUUGUCAAUUUGUUGGUGAUGUCACUUUUGUUUCACAAAGAGUCUCAAAUAUGUUGUGGUGAGUGGCAUGCCAUAUACAUCAUAUUAAAAAUGACCCUUCUUGUGCUUGUUACAGUGUUGUAUAGGAUCACUCUUUAGAGACUUUGAGAAACCCAAUGGAGGUCUUCAUGCUUGAGUGAACUUUCUUUACAAACACACUGGGCUAGCUAUAUCCAAACAGCAUGAGAAAAGUCUUUGUACCACGUUUUGUAAAAGGAUUAUAACACAAUAAGGAAUAUUAAUGGUCAAGCAAUCUGAGAAAAAACUGUCUAAAACUGCCAACUCAGCCAGCUAGGUAUGGUCAAACAGCACAGGAAAUUCAACAGUGCCAUAACGUUUCUUACUUCUGUGGAGAUCACAAAAGGCACUUCUCUCUUUAUCUCUUUUAAUCUGCUUUUGACUCUGAAUGGUUUUGCAUUGGUUGUGAGUACAGAAGGCAUGAUAUUCUAUGCAUCUGCAACAAUACUGGACUAUCUGGGUUUCCAUCAGACUGACGUUAUGCAUCAAAAUGUAUAUGAUUAUAUCCACGUGGAUGAUCGGCAGGAAUUCUGCAGGCAGCUUCACUGGGCUAUGAACCCUCAGCAGAUGGAAAUUGCACAGGAAUCUCAGACGGACACAGGAGAAGAUGUCUUCCUCAACAAACUUUUCGAAGCAGAAGAGUCUGAUUCUAGCCCUUCAGCAUAUUCAUCAUUUCUAAACCGAUGUUUCAUCUGCCGUUUCCGCUGCUUGUUGGAUAGCACUUCAGGGUUUCUAACAAUGCAGUUUGAGGGCAAACUGAAGUUCCUCUUUGGUCAGAAGAAAAAAGCAUCUUCGGGAACAAUUCAUCCACCGCAGAUGGCGUUUUUCUGUGUAGCAGUGCCACUUCUGCUUCCCCCUGUCACCGAGAUUAAAACAAAAAGCGUGCUUAUGAAGACACAGAAAAAACCUGGUGCGACUUCCAACUCGGAAAACACAACAAAACCUUUCCCAGGUGCAUAUGAAGUGGAGCAUGCUGGAAGAAACAGUCACCAGGGGACUUGCUUCCCUAACAUUUUACAUGAUCCAGAUAAUCAGAUUAAAUUAAUGAAUUCUGGUGAUAAUGGAAUUUCAUUUUUCAAAGUUCGAACAAAUGAAGACCAGUGGGUAUGGGUAGAAGCAAAUGCACCACUACGAUACAGGAAUGGGAGCUCAGACUAUAUCGUAGUUCCUCAACAAAGUGAAGAAGAGAUGAAGAAACAGGAUGGUGUACUUGGUUUGAAGGGAAAUAGAGAAGCAUCGCUAGGUAUCAAUGAUAUGCCAGCUCUCCUGAAACAUCAUCUCCCCUGGGGUAAACAGGAGAAAGAAGAUAUGAAAGUCAAGUUUCAGUCAAACAAGUGUGAUUCCUUUUUACAAGAAGAAACCAGUUUUUUCCAGAAACAGAUUUCUGCAUCCCAAAAUAGCUGCCCAAGUGGUGCAUGGGUAGGGAAAACUUCUGCCAGUUCCAGGAUAAAUCACCAACUUAUUGGUUCAUUUUCAGAUAGGAUAAAUAGGCCUUUCUAUAGUAUGGAUCAAAAUACUCCUGGAGUUCACAUGCUUGGCCGUCACCACCAUGGCAACACUGAACACUUCCAGUCAUACUCUGGUUUUCAGCAGCACACCUUAGACUCCUAUCCUGUAGAACAUAUCAAACUUGAAAGUCCUUUUGUAAAUCCAGAGGUACUUUAUGACUCAGGGUUACCUUUGACCAUGCCAAUCAAAACAGAAAAUGACUCUGAUUCAGAGGGCCAUCCAGAGCUUUAUUCUGAGUGCCAUACACAUGCUUGGCUAACUGAGAACAAUGGACUGAAAAAACAGUUAGACUUUUCAGAAGGUCUUCAUCUUAAAAUGGAAUCGGAUCUCAGUGAACAAACUUCUUGUUUAAAACCAAAGCAUUAUAUGCACUCCUCUCACAGAAGUCACUGCUAUGCAUCGGGCACGCACAUGAACCAUUUCAAUUCAGGAAGGCCAUUUAAAGGGAUUUAUAACAAAGAUGUAGGUCAGUUCUGCCCUCCAAAAUGUGCCUAUUUAGAAAGUGUGUUGAGUCUUCAAGGUGCAGAUGUUUCAAACAACCAGUUUUAUUCAGUGGCGACAGUAGAUGACAAGAGUACUGGUAACCACCCUUAUAAGCUUCAGUGUGAAUUCAAAACUCACAGCCUUGUUCAAAAUAUCAAGAGAGAGCCUCUUGAUUCACCUCCAUGGGUUGAGAGCCAACAGGAAGCGGUACAGGCUAUCUACCAAAAAAACACAUUGAUGGGUUUCUUGCCCAGCCAAAUGCCACGCAAUGCUGCAGAGUUUGCCUACAUUCAAUAAUUUUAUAUUUUUAUUUUAUAGCUAAGAAAAUAUAUUGCACUAUUUCAAGAUGAGGUCUUUUUUGUCUUUUUGUACUUUAAGGGGCACUUUUACUAGGGGUCGAAUUUCGAAGUGAAAAAACUUCGAAAUUCGACCAUCGAAUUGCAGUAGUACAAUAUUCGAAGUCUUUUUUGAUCGAAUGUGGCCAUAUGCGAUCGAAGUAAAAUCAGUCAAUUGAUUAAAUCCUUCGAUUCAAACUAUUCUAACUUUUUUCCAAAAAAAA
This is a messenger RNA of Xenopus laevis (African clawed frog), 6046 nucleotides long. RefSeq names its product aryl-hydrocarbon receptor repressor L homeolog (gene ahrr.L). Lineage: Eukaryota; Metazoa; Chordata; Amphibia; Anura; Pipidae. Gene Ontology annotation, molecular function: protein dimerization activity; transcription cis-regulatory region binding; nuclear receptor activity. Gene Ontology annotation, cellular component: aryl hydrocarbon receptor complex; cytoplasm; nucleus. Bases 3775 to 5784 code for a protein of 669 amino acids. The transcript has 8 exons. Gene Ontology annotation, biological process: intracellular receptor signaling pathway; regulation of transcription by RNA polymerase II; xenobiotic metabolic process. The record is from RefSeq and is a predicted model, not a curated record.